AAGAACAAUAUAAAGCAAAUGAUUGUUUACAAACUCUGUAAAGAAUUAUGUAGAGAUUAUAUCUAAAUAUAAAGCUAAUUACGAGAUUGACAGAUAAGUAUUGAAAUUAAGUUAACACUCUGCUAAUGGGAUUAUAAGUGGAUUAGUCUCAAUAACGCUACAUAUAAGUAGUCUAAAUAAAUGAAGGAACAUUUCCUAUUAUUACUCAAAAUGGCUGCAAUAUCAGUGAACGGUACUACAAAACAAAAAGCACGUUUGGAUAUAGAUGGUUUCUCAUAUAUAAAAGAUCGCACUAUAAAUAAAAAACAUGUUGGCGUUGUAUCAACUAUUUUUCUCAAAAUUGUCACUCUCGCCUUCAUAUAUGUAUUAUUACGAGCAAUAUUGUGAAACCUGCUACUGAACAUAGUUAUAAAACUGAUGAUACAGCAAUUGAACUUCGUAAAUUUGACGAACAAAUCGUUUAUCGUGCGCUUAAUACUCAAGAAACACCGAAUCCUAUCGUGACACAUUGUUGUAAAGGACGACUUCGACCGAAUCAAACAAGACGGCAGCGCAGAUUUAGUAUUGAUCUUUGGAAUAUGUACCAUCGGACAACGAAGGCAGUCAUGAGAACAAACAACGCUGCGGAAGCUUAUCAUCGUCGAAUCGGCUCGGGUUUUCAGUGUUCACAUCCAACACUUUGA
Molecule: messenger RNA, 683 nt
Organism: Didymodactylos carnosus
Lineage: Eukaryota; Metazoa; Rotifera; Eurotatoria; Philodinida; Philodinidae
Source: the annotation of a GenBank genome assembly